AUGAAAGCAAAAGGUAAUCUUCGAGAAUAUCGUAUCAUCGGUCGUAAACUUCCCUCAGCGACCUUAAAAACGCCACCACUUUAUGAAAUGCAUAUCUAUGCACCUGAUGAAGUUCAAGCCAAAUCUCGUUUUUGGUUUUUCUUACGUCAACUCAAGCGUGUCAAGAAAAGUGCUGGCGAAAUUGUCGAAUGCAAAUUAGUUAAUGAACGUAAACCAUUAACAGUCAAGAAUUUUGGCAUUUGGCUUCGUUAUGAUUCUCGAUCAGGUACACAUAACAUGUACCGAGAAUACCGCGAUCUUACACGAGCAUUAGCUGUUACUCAAUGUUAUCGAGAUAUGGGUGCCAAACAUCGUGCGCGACCAUCGACAAUUCAAAUUAUGAAAAUUAAACGUUUAGCUGCCAAAGAUUGUCGUCGACCCCAUGUGACACAAUUUCAUGAUGCGAAGAUCAAAUUUCCAAUGGUCAACAAGGCAACGAAACGUUUACAUCAUCCACGCUUUACAACACGUCGUCCACACACAUACUUUUAA
Molecule: messenger RNA, 531 nt
Organism: Adineta ricciae
Lineage: Eukaryota; Metazoa; Rotifera; Eurotatoria; Adinetida; Adinetidae
Source: the annotation of a GenBank genome assembly